CAUCACUAUGGUGAAAGGACCAAUUAAAAAGCAGUGCAGUGCGAGCCUUCAUUUACAUACGAGCUCUAUAAGUAGCGUGUAGGUCGUCUUCUUUACUGCAGUUGUCGACUGAUCGUUUUUGGCGUUUACUGCUUCUUUACGAAACAGAACCAUGCCGGAUCCGGCCAAGUCCGCUCCUGCUCCCAAGAAGGGAUCGAAGAAAGCCGUUACAAAGGUCCAGAAGAAGGACGGCAAGAAGCGUAAGCGCAGCCGCAAGGAGAGCUACUCCGUCUACGUGUACAAGGUGCUCAAGCAGGUGCACCCCGACACCGGCAUCUCGUCCAAGGCCAUGGGCAUCAUGAAUUCGUUUGUCAACGACAUCUUCGAGCGCAUCGCGGGCGAGGCGUCGCGCUUGGCGCACUACAACAAGCGCUCGACCAUCACGUCCCGGGAGAUCCAGACGGCCGUGCGCCUGCUGCUGCCCGGCGAGCUGGCCAAGCACGCCGUGUCCGAGGGCACCAAGGCCGUCACCAAGUACACCAGCUCCAAGUGUGCUGCAGACUGCAGCAACUCGCGGUCUUGUGGCGUUGCCUAGGGAUAGCAUUGUUUGCUGAACACAAAAGUCCUGUCCACCUGGUUUUGGGUCUGGCGCAGAGGUCUUUACUGGGAGUCCUAACCUCACCAUUGUCCCUUGCCUUCCUCAGUCCCAGUGACUUGAAGUCAAAUUCCGCUUUGGGGUCCCAUGGGACAUUUUUAAACAUCUAUUGAUUAUCGUGUCGUAGGAAGGGCAGAGGUGCGCAAUGCUGCUACGCAUCCUGAAAAAGGGCAAUUCGGUUCACGACCACCGCAGGUAGAAGUUAGUGAGGCUUUUUGCCCCAAGACCUCUUAACCGAAGAUGGAGCCCCAUCUUCCUCUGACCCUGGCUUUAUCUGCAGCCCCUGUUAGCGCUCUGCACUCGGUGGUUAAAUUAGCCUCCAGCUCUGCUGCGUGAACGCUGUGCUUGCGAGGUUUCCUAGUGCUCGCAGGUUGAAGUGAGGCCUGGGAAGGAAGUCUUGGCCUCCUCUCAUAGGUUUUGGGAGUAUCUGCAUAGUAGGCUCUCAAAUCUGGGUGCCUCAGGUCAGAGCUUGUCACAGGUGCUCUGUGGUAGGAAUUUGAGGAUGGAAGGAGAAUAAUGUGUGAUAUACAAGAAGUUGAUAGAAUGAAUUUCUGAAGACGCCAGUCUGCGCCACUUAGGACUUGUUCCCAUAACAACUAGUGGGUUUCUUUUCACUGAGUAAAACACACGUUAAGACAAUAAGCAAGUUACAAUUAAAGGUUUUAAGUCAAUUUUUUUUUUUUACAAAACAAUUUUACUCCCAACACAGGAAUUAAAAUUUUACACUAGUCUAAAUUACAUAAAAUGUACUAUGAUUUCAUUUCUUCCCAGAAAUUUUUAAGGUCUCUCCCCUGUCUUUGUCUCAAAUGACCACUAGACAAAAGGCUGUGGGAAGUUGACUCAAUUGAGAUUCUAAAAUUUCCAGCAAAAGGUAUGAAAUGAAUAUGAAAACAUUUUAGUGGGAAAAAAAUUAGGCCAAGGAGGUUUUUUUAAAUAUGUAGUCACACCACCAGAAAGUCCUAAUCUGGGACCGGAAAGUUGGAUUCCCCGUCUCAUCUUUCCAGGUUGUUAAAGCCUUGCUUGUUGACUCAAUUAGCAACCCAAGAGCUAGCAUUUGUUAUUUAUUGAGCAAACAAGUCUUAAAUCCUCAUCCUGAGACUGAAGACCUUCUAUCACCUGGCCCAAAACUCUUAAAUUACCCCUCCUGUUGCCUAGCCAGGAAGACCUGCUUUGCAAUGCAUCUUGAAUUUCUCUUCUCUGUUUUCUGAUAUUCUCCCGAGGUUUUGUACAGUUGUUCUC
This is a messenger RNA of Ochotona curzoniae (black-lipped pika), 1873 nucleotides long. Its product is annotated as histone H2B type 2-F-like. The transcript has 2 exons. Bases 152 to 574 code for a protein of 140 amino acids. The record is from RefSeq and is a predicted model, not a curated record. Gene Ontology annotation, molecular function: DNA binding; structural constituent of chromatin; protein heterodimerization activity. Lineage: Eukaryota; Metazoa; Chordata; Mammalia; Lagomorpha; Ochotonidae. Gene Ontology annotation, cellular component: nucleosome.